Molecule: messenger RNA, 1711 nt
Organism: Colletotrichum phormii
Lineage: Eukaryota; Fungi; Ascomycota; Sordariomycetes; Glomerellales; Glomerellaceae
Product: D-lactonohydrolase
Exons: 7
Coding region: 257-1576 (439 amino acids)
Source: RefSeq, a predicted model, not a curated record
CUCCGCCGAACAGGACAGUCCGCCCUCUUCAUGGUCCACUGCGGCCACUGCCCAGACUUCUUUUUUGGAGUCUAGUUUCCUGGGAUCAACAUGAACAGGGCCUAAGAUGCAAGCAAGCUAACCGCCAUUCCACGCCUUUUUACCCCUCAUACUACCGUACCGUACCCUUACUUUGGGUAUCCGUACCUUUUACGUACAUCUCAUAUUGGGUAUCCGUACGCAUCGGUGAAAGAGCUCCAAGAGGAGGGAAAAGACCAUGGCCUUGGCGCUGGGGUAUAAAUCAUUCCUAACCUGCAACUCAAUCCCGCCCUUGACCACCUGGUCGUCGUCGCUCCAAAAUACCUCCGUCAUGGCCUCCUCCUUCUCGUCAGUAGCCGCCGUCGCGGGCCUCCUGCUCUCCGGUGCGCCUGCCCAGCUGGCCAUCGCACAGAGGGCGCUCCCCGCGAAAGCUCAGAUCAUUGACCAAAAGAGCUUCAAUGUCUUGGAGGUCGUCCCGCCUCCUUCGGAGUUCAAUGCUUCAUCGGAAUUCCUCUGGCCAGGCGUCACGCAUGAGUCUCUCACCGAGAAGCCAUUCCACAUCUACGACCCGGAAUUCUACGACAUCAUCGGCAGCGAUCCGUCACUGACGCUCAUCGCGACCUCGGAGACGGAUCCCAUCUUUCACGAGGCAGUCGUAUGGUACCCCCCAACAGAAGAAGUCUUCUUCGUCCAAAACGCCGGACCCCCCGCAGCAGGCACCGGCCUCAACAAGUCCUCCAUCGUCCAAAAGAUCCGCCUCGCCGACGCCGAGGCUCUUCGCAAUGGGUCCCUGGGUACCAAGGAGGUCACAGUCACCACCGUCCCUUCGAAUCCGCAGGUCAUCAACCCCAAUGGUGGAACAAACUACAAAGGCCAAAUCAUAUUCGCCGGCGAAGGCCAAGGCGAGCGUGUACCCUCGGCGCUGUACCUCAUGAACCCGGUAGAACCCUACAGCACCACAAUCCUCGUAAACAACUACUUUGGCCGCCAAUUCAACUCCCUAAACGACGUCGUCGUCUCCCGCCGCAACGGCGACAUCUACUUCACAGACACCCAAUACGGCUACUGGCAGUACUUCCGCCCCGCCCCCGGCCUGCCGAACCAGGUGUACCGCCUCAACCCCACCACCGGCGCCUUGUCUGUUGUCACGGACGAGUUUGUAUCGCCGAAUGGCAUCACGCUCUCUCCGGACGGCACAUACGCCUACGUAACAGACACGGGCAUCUCGCAAGGCCAAUUCGGCACAAACUUCACCAAGCCAGCAACAGUCUACCGCUUCGAAGUAAAAGAAGACGGCACCUUUGAAAACCGCAAAAUCUUCGCCCACACAUCCGCCCGUCUCCCCGACGGCGUGCACUGCGACUCCAAAGGCAACGUCUACGCAGGCUGCAACGACGGCGUCCACGUCUGGAACCCUGCGGGAAAACUCAUCGGCAAGAUUUACACCGGUACGACAGCGGCGAAUUUCCAGUUUGCGGGUGAUGGGAGAAUGGUUAUCACGGGACAGACGAAGCUGUUUUAUGCCACGUUUGCGGCUUCGGGUGUUGCGUUGACGUAGGGGAGGGGGUGACGACGGGUUGUUGUGAAUGGGAUGAUUGUGCAAUGAGGGUCAAUGAGAGCUUCUUGAACAUACUUGAUACAUAUAGGUAAUUGAUUGAAUACAAAUUUUCGAUCCAUAACACUUGGUUUUACC